CCUGCACCUGCGUGGGAGGCCUGGAUGGAACUCCUGACCCAGUCCUGGCUGCCAUGGGCGUUGGGAGUGAAGCUGUGGGUGGGAGCGUGCUGUCUCUCUCUCUCUCUCUCUCUCUCUCUCUCUCUCUGUUCCGUGUUCCCACAGCUCGGGUGGACACCCUGCUGAAGGACUUCCUUCCCUGCUACCGAGGGCAGCUGGCGGCCUCUGUCCUGAGGCAGAUCUCCCACGAGGUGGACCCCCAGGAGCCCGUGGGGUGCCAGCUACUGCACAGCAAGAAGCUGCCCCGCGUGCGGGAGCACCAAGGACCCCUGACGUUGCUGCGGGGCCACCCACCACGGUGGCAGCCCGUCUUCUGCGUCCUGCGCGGGGAAGGCCUCCUGCAGUGGUUCAGCAACAAGGAGGACCACGAAAGCGGGGGGCGCCCCCUGGGCUCAGCCGCCCUGACCGGGUUCACACUCCUGACUUCACAGUGUCAUUACCUCCAGCUUCUGGACGCCAUCUGCCCGCACACCUCGGGAGGCCCCACGCCGGAGGAGCCAGAGGCCCUGCUGGACACAGCUGUGAGCUGGCCCCUGUUCCUGCAGCACCCCUUCCGCCGGCACCUGUGCUUGGCAGCAGGCACCCGGGAGGCACAGAGGGCCUGGCGGCUGGUCCUGCAGAGUGGCAUCCGCCUGCGGGCCACAGUGCUGCAGCGAAGCCAGGCCCCCGCCGCCCGCGCAUUUCUGGAUGCCGUCCGCCUCUACCGGCAGCAUCGCGGCCACUUUGGUGAUGACGACGUGACCCUGGGCUCGGACGCCGAGGUGCUGACGGCGCUGCUGCUGCAGGAGCUGCUGCCGGAGCUGCGAGCGCACAGCCUGCCCGGCCUGCGAGGGGCUGGCCGCGCCCGAGCCUGGGCCUGGACCGAGCUGCUGGACGCCGUGCACGGCGCCGUGCUGGCCGCGGCCUCGGCCGGGCUGCGCGCCUUCCAGCCGGAGAAGGACGAGCUGCUCGCCUCCCUGGACCGGACACUCCGCCCCGACCUGGACCACCUGCUGCGGCUGCGGGAGGCGGCCGCGACGCGCCUGCGCGGUGAGGCAGGGGGCGGGGCCAUGGCAAGAAGGGGCGGGCCCGCACCAAGUAAAGGCGGAGCCAGCUGGGGGCUAGAGGCGGGGCUGGAUUGCCGUUGGGCGGGGCCUAGAGGGGGCGUGGUCUGGGUGGAGCCUGGAGUGCACAGGGAGGUGGGUCCGCAGGUGCACCAGGGGCAGAGGCCGGGGGUUCGAAUCCCCGCUGCGCCAAGCUUCAGUGGAGAGGGGCCUGGGGGCGACUUGGGGCCCUGUGGACCCCCGGCCAGUCCUCCCGCUCCUGCCCACUUGGCAGCCCAUCUCCAGGUCCAGCUGGAGUCGUGCCUGUGCCGGGAGGUGGACCCGCAGCUGCCUCGGGUGGUGCACACACUGUGGAGCGCCAUGGAGGCCACGCUGGGGGCUGUGCGAGGCCUGCUGGCCCAGGCCAUGGAGCGCCUCUCUCGGCGGCUGCGCCGGACCCCAUCCGGAGAGCGGCUCCGCCGGGAGGUCUACACCUUCGGGGAGAUCCCUUGGGACCCCGAGACGAUGCAGCUGUGCUACCGGGAGGCAGAGCGCAGCCAGAAGCACCUGGAGCAGCUGCUGUCCCCGUUCGGCUUCCUGGGCAUGCGGGGCCUGGUGUUUGGGGCCCAGGACCUGGCACAGCAACUCAUGGCCAACGCCGUGGCCACCUUCCUGCAGCUGGCUGACCAGUGUCUGACCUCGGCCCUGGACCGCAACCAGGCCGCUGGGCAGCUGGAGAAAGUGCAGGGCCGUGUGCUGAAGAAGUUCGAGUCGGACAGCAGGGCGGCUCAGCGCAAGUUCACCUGCGGCUGCCUGUCUCACAUCUUCCUCCCCUUCCUGCUGAGCCGGCUACAGCCGGGCAGCAAGGUGGAGCUGGCCGAGGCCGAGGGGGGUGUGCUGGCCGCUGUGAGCAGCACCCAGGCCCUGACCGUUGAGGGCGUCUGUGUGGACGUGAUCCAGGCUGCCCUGAGCGAGCGGAUCGACCUGGAACUGGCAGCUGCCCAGGGUGCUGGCUGCUUGGACACCCCGUGGAACCCAGAGGGGGUGAGCAGCUGAUGUCUUGCAGAGCGGACCGUGCAUGCGCCUAGGGUGGUCGCGCAUGCGCGUAGGCUGGUGCACCUGCUGGCGCCGACGGACCCAGGCCUGGAAAGACUUUUUUUAUUAUUAUUAAAUAAAGCCGCAUCUGUGUUGAAGCUGGA
This is a messenger RNA of Ochotona curzoniae (black-lipped pika), 2260 nucleotides long. RefSeq names its product niban apoptosis regulator 3 (gene NIBAN3). NCBI's taxonomy places the organism in Eukaryota, Metazoa, Chordata, Mammalia, Lagomorpha, Ochotonidae. The coding region runs from base 54 to 2117 and encodes 687 amino acids. The record is from RefSeq and is a predicted model, not a curated record. The transcript is spliced from 13 exons.